Molecule: messenger RNA, 7496 nt
Organism: Nannospalax galili (Upper Galilee mountains blind mole rat)
Lineage: Eukaryota; Metazoa; Chordata; Mammalia; Rodentia; Spalacidae
Product: CUB and sushi domain-containing protein 1
Exons: 30
Coding region: 1-4458 (1485 amino acids)
Source: RefSeq, a predicted model, not a curated record
AUGGCCUAUGAGCUACAGAAUUGCCCAGAUCCACCUGCGUUCCAGAACGGGUUCAUGAUCAACUCAGAUUACAGCGUGGGCCAGUCCAUCUCCUUUGAGUGCUACCCGGGGUACAUCUUGGUAGGUCAGCCUGUGCUCACCUGCCAGCACGGCACGGACCGGAACUGGAACCACCCUUUUCCACAGUGUGACGCUCCCUGUGGGUAUAAUGUGACAUCCCAGAACGGCACCAUUUAUUCCCCUGGGUUUCCAGACGAGUACCCAAUUCUGAAGGACUGCCUUUGGCUGAUCACCGUCCCUCCAGGCCAUGGAGUGUACAUCAACUUCACCUUGCUGCAGACAGAGGCUGUGAACGACUACAUCGCUGUCUGGGAUGGUCCUGACCAGAAUUCGCCUCAGCUUGGGGUCUUCAGUGGAAACACAGCCCUGGAAACCGCCUACAGCUCGACCAACCAGGUCCUGCUCAAGUUCCACAGCGAUUUUUCCAAUGGAGGCUUCUUUGUUCUUAAUUUUCACGCAUUUCAGCUGAAGAGGUGUCCACCUCCCCCAAUGGUGCCGCAAGCUGACCUGCUUACCGAGGACGAGGACUUUGAAAUAGGGGACUUUGUGAAAUACCAGUGCCAUCCUGGGUAUACGCUGUUGGGGAGCGACACACUGACGUGCAAGCUCAGCUCCCAGUUGCAGUUCGAAGGCUCUCCACCCACCUGUGAAGCACAAUGCCCAGCAAAUGAAGUCCGGACAGAGUCUUCUGGAGUUAUCCUCAGUCCAGGGUAUCCAGGCAACUAUUUCAACUCACAGACCUGCUCUUGGAGCAUCAAAGUGGAUCCAAACUUUAACAUCACUCUCUUUGUGGACACAUUUCAAAGUGAAAAGCAAUUUGAUGCACUUGAAGUAUUUGAUGGUUCUUCUGGGCAAAGUCCUCUGUUAGUGGUCUUGAGUGGGAACCACACUGAGCAAUCCAACUUCACCAGCAGAAGUAACCAGCUCUACCUCCGCUGGUCUACUGACCAUGCAACCAGCAAGAAAGGCUUCAAGAUUCGCUAUGCAGCCCCUUACUGCAGCCUGACCUCCACUUUGAAGAAUGGCGGCAUUUUAAACAGGACCACAGGGGCAGUGGGGAGCAAGGUGCAUUACUUUUGCAAGCCUGGAUACCGAAUGAUUGGCCACAGCAAUGCCACCUGCAGGCGGAACCCAGUGGGCGUGUACCAAUGGGACUCCAUGGCACCACUCUGCCAGGCUGUGUCCUGUGGAAUUCCAGAGGCCCCAGGAAACGGCUCAUUCACGGGUAAUGAGUUCACCUUGGACAGUAAGGUGACAUAUGGAUGCAGGGAGGGCUUCAAGCUGGAGACCAGUCAGCAGGCCACAGCCGUGUGCCAGGAGGAUGGGCUGUGGAGUAACCGAGGGAAGCCACCCACUUGCAGACCUGUGCGCUGCCCCAGCAUUGAAGGCCAGCUGUCGGAUCACGUGCUCUGGAGGCUGGUUUCGGGGUCCCUGAAUGAGUAUGGAGCUCAAGUUCUGCUCAGCUGCAGCCCUGGCUUUUUCUUAGAGGGCCAGAGGCUCCUGCAGUGCCAAGCCAAUGGGACCUGGAGCACAGGAGAAGACAGACCAAGCUGUAAAGUCAUCUCCUGUGGAAGCCUGUCUUUUCCUCCGAAUGGCAACAAGAUAGGGACACUCACUGUGUUCGGAGCCACCGCCAUCUUCACCUGCAACACCGGGUACACUCUCGUGGGUUCCCACGUCCGUGAGUGCUUGGCCAAUGGCCUCUGGAGUGGACCAGAAACUAGGUGUCUGGCGGGCCACUGUGGCUCCCCAGACCCCAUCGUGAACGGCCACAUCAGCGGUGACGGCUUCAGCUACAGGGACACGGUGGUCUACCAGUGCAACCCCGGAUUCCGGCUCGUUGGUACCUCCGUGAGGAUUUGCCUGCAGGACCACAAGUGGUCUGGGCAGACGCCCGUCUGUGUUCCUAUCACGUGUGGUCACCCUGGAAACCCCGCCCACGGACUCACCAACGGCAGCGAGUUCAACCUGAACGACUUGGUGAAUUUCACUUGCCACACAGGUUACCUGCUGCAGGGUGCCUCUCGGGCCCAGUGUCGGAGCAACGGUCAGUGGAGCAGCCCCUUGCCCACCUGUCGAGUGGUGAACUGUUCAGAUCCAGGCUUUGUGGAAAACGCUGUUCGCCAUGGGCAGCAAAACUUUCCAGAGAGUUUCAAGUAUGGAAUGAGUGUGAUGUAUCACUGCAAGAAAGGAUUCUACCUGCUGGGAUCUUCUGCCUUGACCUGCACGGCGAAUGGCUUGUGGGAUCGCUCGUUACCCAAGUGUCUGGCCAUAUCAUGUGGCCACCCUGGUGUCCCUGCAAAUGCUGUCCUAACUGGAGACCUGUUUACAUAUGGCGCCACAGUUCAUUACUCCUGCAAAGGGAGCCAGAGCCUCAUGGGCAACAGCACCAGAGUCUGCCAAGAAGACAGUCACUGGAGCGGAGCCCUUCCGCACUGCUCAGGAAAUAGUCCUGGAUUUUGUGGUGAUCCAGGGACACCAGCACAUGGGUCUCGGCUUGGGGAUGAAUUUAAGACAAAGAGUCUUUUGCGUUUCUCUUGUGAAAUGGGCCACCAGCUGCGGGGCUCUGCAGAGCGGACUUGCCUGACAAAUGGAUCCUGGUCAGGAGUGCAGCCGGUGUGUGAGGCCGUGUCCUGUGGGAACCCUGGCACCCCCACCAAUGGGAUGAUCCUCAGCAGCGACGGCAUCCUCUUCUCCAGCUCCGUCAUCUACGCCUGUUGGGAAGGCUACAAGACCUCAGGGCUCACCACACGGCAUUGUACAGCCAAUGGGACCUGGACAGGCACAGCGCCCGACUGCACCAUCAUAAGUUGUGGGGAUCCCGGCACACCGCCCAACGGCAUCCAGUUUGGGACAGAUUUCACCUUCAACAAGACAGUGAGCUAUCAGUGCAACCCUGGCUUCCUGAUGGAGUCCUUGGCGUCACCCACCAUCCGCUGCACCAAAGAUGGCACGUGGAACCAGAGCAGGCCGGUCUGCAAAGCUGUCCUGUGCAAUCAGCCUCCUCCGGUGUCAAACGGGAAGGUGGAGGGAUCAGACUUCCGCUGGGGCUCCAGCAUAAGCUACAGCUGUGUGGACGGCUACCAGCUGUCGCACUCAGCCAUCCUGUCCUGCGAAGGCCGUGGGGUGUGGAAAGGAGAGGUCCCACAGUGUCUGCCUGUGUUCUGCGGUGAUCCUGGCACUCCUGCUGAGGGAAGACUCAGUGGGAAAAGCUUCACCUAUAAGUCUGAAGUCUUCUUCCAGUGCAAACCCCCGUUUGUACUAGUUGGGUCCUCCAGAAGAACCUGCCAGAUGGACGGCACAUGGAGUGGCAUCCAGCCCACCUGCAUAGAUCCAGCACACAAUGCCUGCCCUGACCCAGGCACACCCCACUUUGGAAUACAGAACAGCUCCAGAGGCUAUGAGGUCGGAAGUAUGGUGUUCUUCAGGUGUAGGAAGGGCUACCACAUCCAAGGCUCCACCACAAGGACCUGCCUUGCAAACCUCACAUGGAGUGGUAUACAGACAGAGUGCAUACCUCAUGCCUGCCGACAGCCGGAGACCCCAGCCCAUGCAGAUGUGAGAGCCAUUGAUCUUCCAGCCUUUGGCUAUACCUUAGUCUAUACCUGCCACCCAGGAUUUUUCCUUGCCAGUGGAUCUGAACACAGAACGUGUAAAGCAGAUAUGAAAUGGACAGGGAAGUCACCUGUUUGUAAAAGUAAAGGAGUGAGAGAAGUUAAUGACACAGUUACUAAAACUCCAGUUCCUUCUGAUGUGUUUUUCGUCAAUUCCGUGUGGAAGGGAUAUUAUGAAUAUUUAGGAAAAAGACAGCCAGCGACUCUCACCGUUGAUUGGUUCAACGCGACGUGCAGCAAGGUGAACGCGACCUUCACUGCAGCCUCCCAAGUGCAGAUAGAGCUGACAGGAGUCUACAAGAAAGAGGAGGCCCACCUACUUUUGAAAGCUUUUCAUAUCAAAGGCCCAGCAGAUAUUUUUGUAAGCAAGUUCGAAAAUGACAACUGGGGACUGGAUGGUUAUGUGUCCUCAGGACUUGAGAGGGGAGGGUUCUCCUUUCAAGGUGGCGUACAUGGAAAAGACUUUGGGAAGUUCAAGCUGGAAAGACAAGAUCCUUCAGUCUCUGAUCCAGAUCCUUCGAACCAUUACCAGGGCACCAGCAGCGGCUCUGUGGCGGCCGCCAUCUUGGUUCCUUUCUUCGCCCUCAUUCUGUCAGGUUUUGCAUUUUACCUCUACAAACACAGAACAAGACCAAAAGUUCAGUACAAUGGCUAUGCUGGGCACGAGACUAGCAAUGGACAAGCUUCCUUUGAAAACCCCAUGUAUGAUACAAACUUAAAGCCCACAGAGGCCAAGGCUGUGCGGUUUGACACGACUCUGAACACAGUGUGUACAGUGGUAUAGCCCUCAGUGCCCCAUAGGACCGAUCCAUAGCCAUACCUCUGACGGACAAGCAGUAAUCCUUCGGUGCCAUAUACCACCCCCUCUCCCCUUGCCUUGCUGCAGCAACCUCGACCAUCGUCUGCUGGCAUAACGCAGCGGGAAAUUCUCAGUCGUGGCCAAGACUUCUGAGGAUCAAAUUGCAAAAGCAUCUUCAUCUGAAAAAUGGAUUCAAAAGCCUGGCUGCAUCCGCUGGAAAGCGAGACCCUACGAGAAGUCCGCAGAGUCCGCAGACACGUGGUACUCAACGCCUCAGACUUUUGUGUCUCCGUGAGGCUGGAUGCCUUCGAUGUAGUCUUCUGAGCACAUGGAUGUGUCUUUCUGGUGCGGUGACAAAAUGGUAACAACUUAAUAUGUGUUCUUUUCUGUUUUUUUAAUUCCUUUACUUUUUAACCCCCCUGGACUUGAAUAUUCUACAAAGGAAAAGCCUUCCUGAAGAAAUCUUCUGGAAAAUGCACACUCCUUACGUACACUGGCUUCACUCUGCCCUGCCUGAGACACGACAAAGUCCGAGGACCUCUGGGCUCCUCUGAGCACCCAUCACUAGGGAUGUUUGCGUAUCUCGAGGUCGGCUGUUCCGUUGCAGAUUUUAUGAUGUACAACAUUUUGCACUAGUAUGUUACAACCGACUAAGAGUCUGAUUUAAAAAAUAAACUAUUUACACAGGGUUUAUAGACACGCUCCAUUGUACAUAAGCAUUUUUUCAUAUUGUAUCGUCAAGCUAAACAUCCCACAUCAGUUGGGUUGGAAUGAGGUAAAGAAUCCUGAUACGGCAUAGAUUUUUAAAAGGGAAUAGAGUAUUGGUUUUUUUUAGCUACAUUUAUGUGUUGAAUUCAUUGUAGAUGUCCAAUGCUUAAAAGGAGGCCUUUUAUUUCCUAUGUUUUCUCCCCGUAUUAGUCAUGUCUAUUCCACUCUAAUCAAUAGCAGGGAUUUCUAGCAAUUUCUAUUUUCCAUGUACAGAUGUGAAUAGUAAUUUAUUUUAGGUAGCUCAUGAAGGUGUGAGUCUCAGCUCACAGCACAGUCUUCCCUUCCGCAUCGUUAUCUACUUGGCUCUGUCACAUCACCCUCUGAUUGAUACUACAUUGAAAGACUCAGAGGAAGCUGUUUAUAAUCAGAAGGGCAGGCCUUUCCUGGGAAGGAGGGAUCCUGCAUAUCUUCAUGAUGAUCUGCUUUACGGAUUAAUCGCCUUUCUUUUCAUGCUUUAAAGUUCCUUGCAGAAAAAUCAUUGCAGUGAUUUUCAAGUCCAAAAUUCCUUAUUGAUAGACUAUCCAUUACAGUAUAAAUAAGAUAGGUCACGAGCUCCGACAAGGAUGAAAUUAACAGCCUGGAGGGAAGAAGGGACAUGUCUGUAAGAGUCAAAGUGAAGAUCAUGUUUAUUUUUGUUUAUAUUUGUUUGAUAAAAGUAUUUUUGGAAAGAUAAUGCUUAUUUUAUUAUUUGAUGUUUCAUACAUAGUCCACAUGGUGAGAACUACCCCUUUGCAUAGCCCAGAUUAACAGAUGUCAGGGUGCCACGCUGGCCUUCUGUUUGCUGUCUGACCACAGUCACCCCUAGCUUUGAGACAGAAGCAUCUGUCUGCUUGAUGUUUUGAUGCAGGACUUCCCCGUGAGCAGCUGAAAGGAGCCUUGAGCUAACAGCUCACUACUUUGGAAGUCUGUGUUCUGAGGGCUCCUCAGACCUCACCAGGCCCCUCUAGUCUGCUCUCCUGCUGGGUCGCCUUGUCUCUUCCAGCAGCGCCCUGCUCCUGGGGUUCCAUACUUCUGGAUUCCACAUCCUGGCACAGGAUUCUCUGGCCAAGCUGACAUGCUUGGUGUUUCUCUGUGCCACAGGGGUCCUUCCAGGGCUCCCUGGUAAAUGCAGAUGAGGCCACAGGGGUGUGCCUAUGACCAGACAUUGAAGCCAAAACAAAACAGAAAAUGUCAGAGGGUCCAAGGGUCAUAGUGUACAAGGGAGAACAGGGUCACUAUAUAUAUAUAUAUAUAUUUUUGGUGUAUGUAGAUACAUAUGUAUAUAUAUAUAUAUAGUACAUAUCUGAGUUUGAGUCACUCAGACUAGGUACAAAAUGCUGACUUAGACUCUGAACAAACAACUCUGUCCCCACAUCCCUGACCUUUUGCUGGUCAGUGAUGUUAGGAAGUCUUGACUCAACAGGGCAUACACACGUGCAGGGAGCUGCAUAGCAGAACAGUGUCACUGUCCUUUGUGUGCAAACUGACGUGCAGCCACCAGACUGAUGCAUGGUGUUUAAAGCCAAUGAACAAACACUGAGUGGCUCUUUCAGAUGAGAGUCCAGACCCAUUCCUUCCUAGGGUGUGUUGGUGUGUUGGGGUAUGUGUGUGUGUGUGUGUGUGUGUGUGUGUGUGUGUGUGUGUAUUUUAUCGAGUCUCAGAGGCAUCGAGGGCAGUCAGGAACACAUUGCUCAGUCAGAUCUGGAAGACUCUUUCCCAAAGCCCCAGAGCACAGUGAGGGACCACGCUGUGUAGGACAGGUUGUGUGCUUCUAAGCUGUUUAGACUGCUGUAGUCUCACCCAUCUUGCCUUCAGGCUAGCUGCAAUAAUUUUUUUCUUCUGUAAAAUAUUUUGUAAACACCGACACCACCAACACAAAGCUAUUCUAAAAAGGGGGAAAGAAACCUGGCAUUCUGAUCAGGAAAACUACUGUCAUCGCUGCCCGCCCUCCUGACCCUCCUCAUGCUGCUGUCACAACGUAGGUGCAGAAGACCUUUUUGUACAGAGAUAUAUUUUUUAUGAAGAAUUUGUAAAAUUAUUAAAUAUGCUGUAAUUUUUUGAUUAAUGUAGGUAAAUUGUUAAAAAAUAAAUGUUUUUACAAUAUAAAACUGUAAUUUUCCUGAUAAUGUAAAAUGUACCCUUCUCUAGCUGAUUUUCAGUUCCAAUCCCCUUCAACAUGUAUUAAUAUUAAAGUGGCCUGUUAAAAUGAACAGUAUCUUUUUUGUCAAAAAAGUUAUAGAGUGUAACAUAGCCUGUGCAACGCCACCUAUCUUUAA